This is a messenger RNA of Helobdella robusta, 558 nucleotides long. RefSeq lists its product as hypothetical. Bases 1 to 558 code for a protein of 185 amino acids. The transcript is spliced from 6 exons. The record is from RefSeq and is a predicted model, not a curated record. Lineage: Eukaryota; Metazoa; Annelida; Clitellata; Rhynchobdellida; Glossiphoniidae.
AUGGCAACGAUAAUUAAUAUGAUCGAGCCUGGUGAUGCUCACUGUCGCAAUGACCUUGGCAUGGGGUCAGGGAGGAUUGCGGAUCAGCACAUCAGCGCCAGUUCGUCGUACGACCACAAGAGUGUUGGUCCAGCGAUGGCUAGAAUCAACUCUGAAAAGCAGGGCGGAGCCUGGUGUCCGAGAUAUCCGGUCUCACGUGACUCUAACGAAUGGCUCGAGGUUGACCUCAAAAGUUUAAAGGUCGUGACCUUGGUCGAAACUCAAGUUUUUCUGGUAGUUGUCAUGUUACUAACAUUGGCAUGCUGUCGAGAAGUUUAUUACUCAAAUGAACACAGAGAACAAGAUGUUCUCUGUGUUCAGCCAAAGCUGCAAAAGUCAGGAGAUACGGGUACUACCGCCAUCGUUCCUGUAAUCAGAAUCAUUUGGCGUUCUUUGAAAAUCUUUGAAGCUAUUUAUUAUCUUUUGCGGAAAGGGAGCGGUUCAAAAUGGCUGCUUCCUGAGAAGUGUCGGGCGAUAAAACAGGAUUGUAAGAAGAGGUACAUAAGAAAAAGUUUAUAG